AUGCACCGCGUCAAGCACAGCCGGAACCAAAACGCCUGCGAUAUUUGCCGCAGCCGACGAGUAAAAUGCCGGUUUAGCCAGGGGAUUGAGGUUUGUGACGGGUGUCUUUUCUUGGGGACCGAGUGUACGAAUGUCAGGCCACGCAGGAAACGGGGGCCUCCGAAUCGACAUGCGGUGCGCGCGGCUGAAGCUGGCCAGGCAGGCUCGGUCCAGUCGCCUGCAGGUCAGACACCUGGAGCUUCACGGUCCAUCUGUCCAACAUCGAACAUUACAUCCAACGCUCCAGCGAGCAUCCCAUCCAACACCUCAUACAGCAUCGCACCUGACAUCUCACCUCCCCAAAGCAUCCAGCCACCCAACUCACCCCCUCAGAUAACCUCUCCUCCGCAGACCCUCUCCCCAAACCCCCCUUCUCAAGCAGUCUUUUCUUUCUCCAGCUCAGAACCAGACAUCCUCGCCCUCCUCGCGCCUCUGUCCCUCAUCAAAACCGUGCUAAACGACUGGUUCACACACAUCCACCCGCUCGCCCCAAUCCUGCAUCGAAAGACCUUUCUCGCCCGAGUACACGCCCACACCCACGCCCACCCCGCAGACCAACCGCAUAAAAACAAGACCUCUGCCCGCCUCUUCACCGGCCUCGUCAUCAGCAUCCUCGCCGCAACAUGCGCAACCCUGCGCCGAAAGUCCUUUGCCGAAUACCACCCUGUCACGCUCGAACGGUGCAAACACUUCAUCAUCACCUAUGACCUUUUACCGUACGACGGGCCGUACUGUCUUGAUUGGUGCAUUGCGAAAUAUAACCUGGGCACUGCGGCGACGGCGUAUGGAAACAUGAGCGACCCGUGGAUUUGGAGGGUUCUGGGGGAGAGCAUGACGGGUGUGAUGUGGUUGGUGGCCUUUCGGGCUGAGGCGAUGGAGGUGGCCGACCAGGAGGUGCUAAAACGGCUCUGUUGUCUGCUUAUUGUUUGUCAAAUUGCCAUCGAUAUGAUCGGCUACCAACCCAUGGGCCGCCUGGCUGUCGACACUGCAAUCUCACACUCGCUCCCUCGACCGCUGACAGACCGCGACCUCGAUCCCCCUCCGAAUCCUACUCCAUCCUCCGAGUUGCUUCCCCGGGGUGCAGACGACGACAACGUCAGCUACGUCCCCGGCCUCACGCACCUUCUCCAAAUCUUCCUCACCUGGCACACCUGCCAAACGGACCGCUUCUACUAUCCUCCCUUGCAGGUGCUCUCGACCGGCCUGUCCCGAAUCCGAAGCACGAUCGAUUCCUUACCACCGGAACUCCGCUGGCGCGGCGGAAUGUCACGGCCACAGAACGCAACGCGGGGCCAUGACAUUCAAAUCGCGAAUAUCUUCAUCACGAGUCUAUAUGUGCGAUCGAACCUACUGCAGCAGUUCGCGACCAAGGGUGAGCGCGAGCGCGAGCCCCAGCAUGAAGAGGAGCACCAUAGUAUCGUGAAUGAUCUACUCGAGGUGCUGUAUCAUCUCCCGCAGCCGAUCCUGGAGGCGAAUGGGUACAGUCUUAUUCCGAAGAUCAGGGAUAUUGGCGCGGCGUAUCUGGAGGUUUUGCAAGGGGGCGCGGAUGUUGUUGCUAUUGAUGAUGAGGCAAAGGGGAAGUUGGAGAGGUUGCUUAGAAAGUUGGGGGUUUUGGAUUUUAUACCAGAUCUAACUACUGCCUGAGCUAUGGCAUGGCAUUACUGCGGAUGCUGUAGAUGGGACGGUUUGUCUGAUUAGUCCUGCAUGACGGUGGGAUCCCAUGCGCAUGGCUCGUAUUUGUCCGUGGUCAGCUUGGCCAUGUCGCCCUCGUCCAACUCAAAGUCAAAGACCUCAGCGUUCUCCUUGAUGCGCGAGGGCGUGACGGAUUUCGGAAGCGGCACGAAUCCCU
Molecule: messenger RNA, 1888 nt
Organism: Aspergillus calidoustus
Lineage: Eukaryota; Fungi; Ascomycota; Eurotiomycetes; Eurotiales; Aspergillaceae
Source: the annotation of a GenBank genome assembly